AUGUUUAAAUCACCUCCAUCUCACUCCCCCAAUCAUCCUCAUCAACAAAGUCAUAACCAAUCACAGUAUCACAACAACGUGCCUAGUUACUCUAACGGACCAAAUAUCUCUCAGCAUUCGCAUAAUCGACCAGAGUACCCUCCACCUAUCGGCCGCAACAUACCAGUAGAACAGUUGUUUAGCAUGAUUCCUCCACGUAACGUUCCACAACAAGCUCCUCCGCAAUUUCAACAGCCUCCCAUUCCACCUCAAAUACCAUUUGGUUAUCAACCUCAAACUGAACGCUAUCCUCAACAAAUCCAGUUUAAUGGUCCUUCGAUACCACAUCAUCCUGUCCAUCAUCAUCCAGGAAUGUUGCCACCCGGUACCGAGGCUCUUUUUGCAAACAUGCACGGAUAUGCACAGUUUAUUCCGAACAUUGUGAACAAUGCAAUGGCUCCGAAUAAUAUACCAGGCAUUCCAAAUAGUACGAAUAUACAACAACGUGGGAUGAUGACUUUGGAAGAAAUCGAGAGACAAGGAUUUGGUGGCCGUUAA
Messenger RNA from Racocetra persica, 537 nucleotides. The record is from the annotation of a GenBank genome assembly. NCBI's taxonomy places the organism in Eukaryota, Fungi, Glomeromycota, Glomeromycetes, Diversisporales, Gigasporaceae.